This is a messenger RNA of Aphanomyces astaci, 3154 nucleotides long. Its product is annotated as trehalose-phosphatase. The record is from RefSeq and is a predicted model, not a curated record. Gene Ontology annotation, biological process: trehalose biosynthetic process. Gene Ontology annotation, cellular component: cytosol. The transcript is spliced from 5 exons. NCBI's taxonomy places the organism in Eukaryota, Oomycota, Saprolegniomycetes, Saprolegniales, Verrucalvaceae. Gene Ontology annotation, molecular function: catalytic activity. Bases 46 to 3105 code for a protein of 1019 amino acids.
GGGCAAUCUUCGGCCGUUUCUGUAUUUGGUCCACACAGCAUCAUCAUGCCGCCUCCAAUGUCUCCACCACCUGGCAGUCCGCGAACCAACAGUCCGCGCGAAGUGACCGUGGUGGUAUGCAUCAACGUCCUGCCCCUUGUGUUCACGCGCGCGUCGCUGACGGAAUCGUGCCCAUGGCACGUCGAAUGGAGCACGAGCUCGUACGGCCUAUUCCUCCGCAACAUUGUGUCUGGGCAGCGGUUCAAGCCCAUGUUCAUCGGGUGUCCCGAGGUGUUUAUCCCGAAGCAGGACGAGCAGUCGGUACGUCUGCUGCUCCUGCACUCGUUCAACUGCAUCCCCGUGUUCCUCGACACGACCGUCGCGCACCGCCACUUUCAAGGGUUCUGCAAGGGCGUGCUGUGGCCCAUCUUCCACAACGUCGUCGACGUGUACAACUCGGCCGAGCUCAAGCUCGACGACUUUGACACAACCUCGUCCUCAUCGUCAACCCUCGCGUCGUCCCCACCGCCCGACCCCGGCGUGUGGCUGCCGCCGGCGUCUUGGAACCCCGCGUCCCAGGACAAGUGCUGGUCCGAAUACUGCCACGUGAACCGCUUGUUUGCGAAAAAGGUGCUCGAAAACUGGCAGCCCGGCAGCGUGAUCUGGAUCCACGACUACCCGCUGCUCGUGCUAGCUUCGUAUCUCCUUCGAAAACUCCGCGGCGGCGGCGCGCUCGCGCUGUUCAUGCACGUACCGUUCCCGUCCUCCGAGAUCUUCCGGACUCUCACGGUGCGUACGGAGCUCCUCCGUGCGAUGCUGUGCGCCAACCACAUCGGUUUCCUUGUCUUCGAGCAUGCGCGACACUUUCUAACUGCUUGCAAGCGGCUGCUCGGGCUCAACUACCGGACGUCGCACACGGGCAUGCUCGCGGUCGAGUACAACGGCCGGCUGGUGCUAGUCACAUGCAGCCACUGCGGCACGGAGCUCCACCACAUGCGAGCCCUCCUCGGCAAACUCGACUCGGACCCGCGCGCCGUCGCGCUUCAGGCCACGCUUGCGCCGCUCGUCCACAAGUUCAUCUUUGCAUCCGUCGAUCGGUUAGAGGGGCUCUGCGGCGUUCCGCUCAAGCUGCGCGCCUUCGAUCGGUUCCUGCACAUGUACCCGCACCGCCGGACGGACACGGUACUUGUCCAGUUCGGCAUCUCACUGGACUGCCGACCUAACGACUACCACCGCACACAGCAGUACGUCGAGAAGUUUGUGGCCGAGCUCAACCGGCGGUGGGGCACGCCGACGCAUCCCGUGGUCGUGUACGAGGAGCGCGCACACAUGCAGGCGCAGGAGCGGAUGGCGCUGUGGCAUGUCGGCCACGUCUUCCUCGACACGUGCGUCCGCGGGGGGCUGUCGAUGCUUCCGUUCGAGUUUUUAGCGGCGCACCACGGCGGCGAUCGCCCCGGCGUGCUCGUCGCGUCGGAGUUUGCAUGCUACUCGCGCAUUUUGAAUGGCGCGCUGCUGGUGAACCCGUGGAAGGCGGACGACGUGGUGGCGGCGCUCGUGAAAGCGGUCGAGAUGCCGCCGUACGAGAUGAAGUCUCGGUUUGCAUUGAACUUCAAGUUUCUGCUCGACAACCCCGUGUCCGAGUGGGGGGCGCGGAUGCUGGCCGACAUUCAAAAGGCGGGGGUGCCGACGACGUCCGUCCCCCCGCCGCCCCAUCCGACGACGACCGCGUCCAGAGGCGGCAGCGGCGGCGACUGUGUUGAAGUCGGGUUUGGGUUUGACUACCGCGUGGUGCAGUUUUCCCCCGGGUUUGCCGCGCUGGACGUGGACGACACGGUGAAAAAGUAUGCGACAACGUCGCGGCGCCUGCUUGUGUUUGAUUACGGCGGCACACUCAGCUGGACACUGUGUCUCAUGGACGACGAAGCGUCCAUGUACUAUUACUACCGGAAUCCGGACGAUAAGGAGGGAUCAGCGACUACGGGUGACGAGAUGGACCCGGCGGCGCGGCUCGCGUCGGUCCGCAAGCGCGACGGACAAGUGCGCACCCCCGUGUCGAUGGAAACCAAAGCGAGCUUGGAGUUGCUGUGCAACGACCCGUGCAAUGUGGUGGUCGUGUGGAGCAACGGGCGCCGCGUCGAGCUCGAGCACGAGUUUGGGUCGAUUGCCGGCCUGCACCUUAUCUCCGACAGCGGGUACUUUUUGCGCAAGUCCGACUCGGUCGUGUGGGAGUCGCUGUACGCCGACGCACCCGACGACUUUGCAUGGAAGCCGCAGGUGGCCAACGUCGUCCGGACGUACGUGGGCCGCACCAAUGGCGCGUUUGCGAUAGUGAACGAGACGUCUGUAACGUUUGAUUACCAUAACAGCGACCCCGAGUACGGAGAGAUGCAAGCGGCCGAGUUGUACGAGCACUUGAGCCAGUUGCUCAAGAAGGACAAGGUGGCGAUCGCUAGGGGCAAGGGGUUUGUGGAGGUGCAUCGGUUCGGAGUGAACAAGGCGAUUGCGAUUUCGAUGGUGCUGACGUUCUGCAAGGACAAGGCGGGCGCGUCGCCCGAUAUGAUUCUAUGCGUGGGGGACGACGAGUCGGACGAACCUGCGUUCAAAACCAUCCGAGCGUUUGCCGAUGCCGAGAAGGUGCCGCAUGUGCUGACGUGCACGGUGGGCAAGAAGCCGAGCACGGCGCAGUUCUACGUGGACAGCGUGAGUGAAGUGCUGAGCUUGAUCGAUGCAUUGGGGGUCGUUCGAAGCAAGCGGCUGACGCGGCGCAACUCGAAUCCUAUGGACCCGCAGCAUCAGUCGUUCCAGCGGCAGUUCCUGGACGGCGGCAAGAUCAUCUGCCCCGUGUUUGUGCGGAAUCUGUCGAAGGAGUUUUCAAAAGUGAUUUCCACGACCAACUUGGAGGAGUUUUGCGUCGAUCGGUUCAACCCGGCCAUGCUGGCGUCGCCCCGACGGGACGGCGGCCGGCACGAUGACGAUAUGGAGGAGGAGGAGGUGGCAGCGGCGAGAGGCGGCGGGACGUGGCUCGACGCGACGUUCACUCCGGUCCAGGUGCUUCAAGCCGCCGCCGUCGGAGGUGCCGUCGGAUGGGCAUUGCGACACUACUGGCGGCGGUUUUUUACCAGUUGAAGGGAGUAUAUAACGUUAUGUUAAUUGAGGUAUUUACGUUAAAGUGCAC